AUGACUGCAGUACGAGGCCCGCGUCUCCAGGUCGGGUCCGCGGCGUGGGUCGGGGAAGAGCGAGCAUCUGCGCUGGAGAUUGUGCAGUCAGAAGUAGAUGAAUUCUCUUACUCUGCUCACAAUGAGAUUGAAUGGCUUAAUGAGCACAUGGCUGCAAUCUUGAACGAGAACGAAGUUAACAUCACAGAAGCUUUUAAAACUCCCAGUAAACUUAGGGGCAAAACACCCCAUACAACUCGGAAGGCUAAUGCAGCAGAGACACGAGUGCCUCUGUCCGAUGUAUUCAGAGCAGCAUCUCCUAGUGUUUCGAAUAAUCAACCUCCUGCCCCUACCACUCGUUUCCAGCCUCCUCAGCUACACCAGGUCGCGGCAAAAGCAAUACCACUAGUCACCAAACCCGUCUCCCCUCAGCGACAUGUUUUUUCUCCCCAGCGACCGCCCCCUCCUCGAGCUAUGCAAGAUUCCGGUUAUUAUGGAAGCCAGGAAUUUAUUGCCACGGACCCUAGCGAAGCUGCAGAGCCCGAAGACCUUGCGAGUCCCUACAGCGAUAUUGUGUUACCCCCUGGCGGAUCUUCCAUACGGCGAAGUCCGGUUCGAAAAAUUGUUUCAGUGUCUCCCACAAAGACGUUUCCUGCGACAAAAGAGGAUUCAACAUCACAUAAUCUGCCAGAUGUGCCAUCCGAUGCUGCACAAGAUGAACCAAAGAUAUCAGCUAGAGAUUUCGAUGUGGAUGAAUCAUCUUCUGAGCCAGCUGGAUCAAGCCCUAUUAGGACCGUAGUUCGAAAAAGUAGCUUGAAUUUUGCUUCGUUGCCAGCUAGGGAGCCUCUUACCUCGGGCAAAAGCCUUGGUGCCCGACAGUCUCGGAACAGCCAUUUCGAUACCGGCAACAGUAGCAGAACAAGCUACUAUCAAAGACAAACUGGUGGGAAAAGUCUCGGAAAUCUCGCUAAGCACGAGUCUUUAUACGAGGACAAAGCCGACGGUAUGGAAGUGGAUGCACAAGACGCGUCCCCCGUUUAUGAGGCCUCCGAGGCUGAUCGACCUGGCGUGAACCAUACGAAGACAUAUACGCAGAGAUUACAAGACCAAAUCAGCAUGCUGAGCAAACCACAAGGCAGCUUUGGACAAACUAAGCAGACAUUAAAUGCGGCCGCGACACAACAAGACUCUAUUCAAGCACAGUCCGUUACGAGUCCAAAGGCGCCCUCUGCCGAUAAGGAGCCAACAUCUCGGGGCCUUUUCAAUGCCGUAAAAUCAGCAUCUUCAUCAACUAUGCCUACGGAUUCCUCUGCUCUGGCGAGGGACACUGCCCCCUUAUCCAAAGCAAUCUCCAUAUCGAACCCCAGCCUGGCGAUGUCGCAAGAUGACUUCGCUGAUACCCCUUCUAAAUCACCCACUCGGGGCUUCCGGGAUAGUCCUCUGAAGCAAGUCAAGAGCAAGCUGUCGUCUAUUCUGAAAAGCUCUCGCGGGCUACUUGCUACAAAUGCAGACGGUAAGGCUCUUAUGUCACCAUCGACCACCCGUCUGGCGUUGCAUGCGGGACCAUCUUCAGAGUCUGUCGUUUUGAAGUCCCAGGAGAUGGAAUCUCAAACUGUGGAAUCUGCGAGCCCAACAAAGCCAAUUGCACGUCGCACUAGAGCGUCGACAGAGCGGGAAAAGGAACAGAAGCGCCGAGAGAAUGAAGUUAAGCGCAUGGAAGAGCAGAUGGAUAAGCUUGACAAGGCACGAGAGAAAGAGCGAGAAAAGGCUCGAGCAUUUACCCAAGAACAAGAGAAAGUGGCCACUAUGGAAAAGGAGAUUGCUGCCAAGAGACAAGACGAGAGACUGGCAAUCAAGCCACCUUCCAAUCCCUCCAAGGCUGGCCCGUCCAGUCCCCGCAAGCUGAGAGCUGGCGAGCCGUCUCAGUUCAGACAAGCUGAUCAAGAUACUGACAUGUCUGACUCUCAGCCUCCUAUGCCCCCUCCUUCUUCUUCCAAGCCGACUCAGCCCGGCCGCGGUAAGGACAACAAACGGCCAGUGAAACCAGUGAAAGAGGCACCCUCAAAAAUAAAAGCCCCCCCUACGGUUAUUAGAGUCAAUACCGGCUCACAACAUUCACAAUUUCAGCCUGCUGGCAGCCGAGUAUCCACAGCAUCUCAUGACACCUUGAACUCUAACCAUUCGACGGCCUCAUCAAAAACCAGCAAGUCCUCUUAUCAGGCAAAGUCUUCAGUACCUAAAGCUGCUCCCCCCUCUGCUGGUCGAUCCAAAGCUGCAGAAUUGGCCGCCAGGAAAAAGGAGCAAGAUGAGAGGGAAUCGCAACGGCGCCGUGACGCAAAGGCAGAAAUGGAGAAAAAGCGAAUUGCAGCACAAGAGGAGCAGCGAAAGCAAGACCAACAGCGACGCCUUGAGUUGGAGAGGCAGAAACAGCAGGAAGAAGAGAAGAAAAGGCAGGCUGCUAUUGAAAAGGCCAAGCAGACGAGAGCCCCUCCCCCAGCGGUACGAUCACAGCCAAAUGGCCCACCAGAUUCAACCUUGGCUCAGCAGAGGUCGGCAUUUUCAAAAGCUGAGGGUCAACCUGCUCGACCGCCCUCCCGAUUGGCUGGCAUGCGCGAUGAAUCAAGCAGACCUGCUAGCACCAUUCUAUCCAACGCCGCCAAAGCGGGUGCGAAACGCACCCUGGGACCGGAGACGAAUGAUGAUACUUAUUCUAGACCCCCGCCCUCUCGAGGUGCGCCGGCAUACCACACCAAGGAUUCUAAGCGGCGCCGGACCAGUGAACACGGCGAGGAUGAGUCGGACGUGGACAAUGCUCCAAAACUCAAAGGCCCACCAGUGAGGCCGUCAACAGGUUUCAAAAAGGCAUGUCUUAACUUAACUUGUGCCACCUAUAUGGACCUUCAAAAGACUAAUAACUUGCAGGAUCUGCCGACAAAGUCUGCCUUCCAGAAUGGAUAUGCGGCUGCCUCGCACAGUGCCACUCGAGAUUUGUUCAAGGCCGCCGUCACAGCCCAACACAAUAGCCAUAUCAAAGCAGCCAACCCUCUUGAUAUGGCCCAGAUCUCAAAGGGCCCGAUUCCAUUUGCACCAGGCUCGAGUGCCGCUGGGUCUUCUCAUAAGACGCCGGCCCGUCCAGGGCAGUUGGCUAGUGUUAAAGGGAGCGUGAGGAAGGCCUCGCCACGGUUCCAGAAUGGCGAUUCGAUUGAGCUUCCUGAGAUUCAGACUGACGAUGACGAUGACGACGACGACGAAACUCAAGGAAUGAAUGUGGCUGCAUGGGCCGACUCUCCUGACUUGCGCCGUGCUCUCAUGAGGCAAGAGACGAUGGACCCAUCGCAGAUCUUUGGUCCACCGGCACCCUUGAUCAUGGAAGAAGUUUUCAAUAAGAGCAAAGAUAAAUGGCACAAGUUCCGCCAGAGGACGUCUAGUGCCAACUGGAGUGGCCUGGAUCGUUUGACUGAAGAUGACAUCAGAAAGGAUAUGGCGGCUCGUGAUAAGCUGCGCCGAGACGGAGGAUGGUCGUAUGAGAUGAGCAAAGACAUGUUAUAA
Molecule: messenger RNA, 3528 nt
Organism: Trichoderma harzianum CBS 226.95
Lineage: Eukaryota; Fungi; Ascomycota; Sordariomycetes; Hypocreales; Hypocreaceae
Exons: 5
Coding region: 1-3528 (1175 amino acids)
Source: RefSeq, a predicted model, not a curated record